GUAUGCCCCCACCUCUCAGAGAGAGAGGAACAGCUGACUGUUUUCACCAAGCAAUUACAAAUAUCCAAGGAUCUGGAUUUGCCAGUGAACAUCCAUUCCCGAUCAGCUGCAAAGGUCACCAUAGCUACUCUGAAAGAACAGGGUAUCACUUGUGCUUUGCUGCACAACUUUGCAGGGAAACCAUCAGUGGCCAUGGAAGGAGUGCAGGCAGGGUACUUCUUCUCCUUCCCUCCAGCUGUCUGUAGGAAUGACCAGAAGGCCAAGCUGAUCAAACAGAUUCCAUUAGAACACAUCUGUCUGGAGACAGACUCUCCUGCCUUGGGACCAGAAAAACAUGUAAGGAAUGAACCCAAGAACAUUUCACUGGUCUGUGAGUACAUUGCUCAUGUCAAAGGAAUCACACCUCAAAUGGUAAUUCAUGCCACUACAGAUAAUGCCCUCAGACUGUUCCCCAAAAUUAAGAGACUUGAGUGACGCGUUUUGUA
Messenger RNA from Oncorhynchus gorbuscha (pink salmon), 485 nucleotides. Its product is annotated as putative deoxyribonuclease tatdn3. The record is from RefSeq and is a predicted model, not a curated record. The coding region runs from base 193 to 474 and encodes 93 amino acids. Gene Ontology annotation, molecular function: hydrolase activity, acting on ester bonds. The transcript is spliced from 5 exons. Lineage: Eukaryota; Metazoa; Chordata; Actinopteri; Salmoniformes; Salmonidae.